AUGAAGAACUUCAGGAACGCCGUCCUCGGCCUUGUCGGAGCCGCCGCGCUCGCCUCCGCCUCUGAUGUCGAGGAGCUCACUAAGGACACCUUCAACGACUUUGUGGGCACCAACGACCUGGUGCUCGCUGAGUUCUUCGCUCCGUGGUGCGGUCACUGCAAGGCCCUCGCUCCCGAGUACGAGGAAGCCGCCACCCAGCUGAAGGAGAAGAACAUCAAGCUCGCCAAGGUCGACUGCACUGCCCAGCAGGAGCUGUGCCAGGAGUAUGGUGUCGAGGGCUACCCCACCCUCAAGGUCUUCCGUGGCCUUGACUCCAUCGCCCCGUACGCCGGCCAGAGGAAGGCAGAUGCCAUCAUUUCGUACAUGACCAAGCAGUCGCUUCCCGCCGUUUCUACCCUCGCCAAGGACAGCCUCGAGGAGUUCAAGACCGCCGACAAGGUUGUUCUGGUCGCCUACUUCGACAAGGACGACAAGGCUACCAACGAGACCUUCACCGCUGUCGCCAAGGGUCUCCGCGACGAGUACCUCUUCGGUGCCACCAACGACGCCGCCGUUGCCGAGGCUGAGGGUGUCAAGCAGCCCGCCAUCGUCCUGUACAAGUCUUUCGACGAGGGCAAGGACAUCUACACUGAGGCCAUCGAGAAGGAGGCUCUGGAGGAGUUCAUCAAGACCGCUGCCACUCCUCUUGUUGGCGAGGUCGGCCCUGAGACCUACUCUGGCUACAUGAGCGCUGGCAUUCCCCUUGCCUACAUCUUCGCCGAGACCCCCGAGGAGCGUGAGCAGCUCGCCAAGGAGCUCAAGCCCAUUGCUGAGAAGCAGAAGGGCAAGAUCAACUUCGCUACUAUCGACGCUAAGACUUUCGGUCAGCACGGUGCCAACCUGAACCUUGAGGUCGGCAAGUGGCCCGCCUUCGCCAUCCAGGACCCCGCCAAGAACCAGAAGUUCCCCUUCGACCAGGAGACCAAGAUCACCGAGAAGGCCAUUGGCAAAUACGUUGACGACUUCCUUGCCGGCAAGGUCGAGCCCAGCAUCAAGUCUGAGCCCGUCCCCGAGAAGCAGGAGGGCCCUGUCACCGUUGUCGUUGCCAACUCUUACCAGCAAGAGGUCAUUGACAACGACAAGGACGUUCUCCUUGAGUUCUACGCUCCUUGGUGCGGUCACUGCAAGGCUCUCGCCCCCAAGUACGACGAGCUCGCUACCCUCUACGCCAAGAACCCCGACUUCGCCUCCAAGGUUGCCAUCGCCAAGAUCGAUGCUACCGCGAACGACGUUCCCGAUGAGAUCCAGGGUUUCCCCACCAUCAAGCUUUUCCGCGCCGGCAAGAAGGACGAGCCCAUUGAGUACAGCGGCUCUCGCUCUGUUGAGGACCUCGCCAAGUUCAUCGCCGAGAACGGCAGCCACAACAUUGACGCCUACGACGCCAAGACAGAGGAGAAGGCCGACGAGGACAAGCCUAGCCAGGCUCCCGCCGCUACCGAGGAGGCCAAGGAGGGCGUCAAGGAGAAGGUCAAGGAAGCCGCCGAGGCCGUCAAGUCCGCCGUUGUCGAUGAUGAGGACAUUGACGGUCACGAUGAGCUGUAA
Lasiodiplodia theobromae is the source of this 1581-nucleotide messenger RNA. Its product is annotated as Protein disulfide-isomerase. Bases 1 to 1581 code for a protein of 526 amino acids. The transcript is spliced from 5 exons. Gene Ontology annotation, cellular component: endoplasmic reticulum. NCBI's taxonomy places the organism in Eukaryota, Fungi, Ascomycota, Dothideomycetes, Botryosphaeriales, Botryosphaeriaceae. The record is from RefSeq and is a predicted model, not a curated record. Gene Ontology annotation, molecular function: protein disulfide isomerase activity. Gene Ontology annotation, biological process: response to endoplasmic reticulum stress; protein folding.